Synchiropus splendidus (mandarinfish) is the source of this 14520-nucleotide messenger RNA. RefSeq names its product zinc finger homeobox 4 (gene zfhx4). Gene Ontology annotation, molecular function: DNA-binding transcription factor activity, RNA polymerase II-specific; RNA polymerase II cis-regulatory region sequence-specific DNA binding; zinc ion binding. The record is from RefSeq and is a predicted model, not a curated record. Gene Ontology annotation, cellular component: nucleus. Lineage: Eukaryota; Metazoa; Chordata; Actinopteri; Syngnathiformes; Callionymidae. The transcript is spliced from 12 exons. Gene Ontology annotation, biological process: regulation of transcription by RNA polymerase II. The coding region runs from base 447 to 11657 and encodes 3736 amino acids.
UCUCUACCCAUUCCCAGAGUGCAUAUCGGGAAAUAGACACACAAAGACAUGCGCACUCAACUUAAUCAGCCAUUUUUUUAAACAGGGCUAAAACGAUAAUAAUUAGCAGAAUAAAGACAUAUCGGAUUUUCAUUUCCUUUCCUCCGUUUCGCGACCCGCGUCCACGAGAGAAGGCAGCCCAGUCGACACGCCGUGUGGCCGCCACCGGAACCAUGAGAAGGGAUAGCUGCUCUCAGACCGCUUGACAUCUGUGAUUUUUUGCUCUAUACCCCCCUUUUUUCCCAAUAUAAAGUUGGAGGAUUAUUAUCAUUUUUUUUUAUCGUCCAAAAUCACGACCCGCUGGAUGUGACUGUUUAAAAAACAAACAGAGAGACGGAGUGGAGCUCCGGAGGGGAAGAAAGUCCCUGUUAGGCUGGAUGAGAUGAGAUCCCUAUGUAGUGGUCGAAAUGGCAACUUGUGACUCUCCCCCUAUGGUGUCGUCACGGCAGCAAGAACAUGGUGGCCAGAGACUGGACGCUGCUGCUGAGGACAACCCUGUCGUGGCCAUGGAGACCACUGUCACCAACAGCAGCAACACCAAUAACAACCAAUUAUCGCCUGUAGCCAUUGGAGAGUCGGAAAAUGGCAUUGGAGAGCCCGUUGUUAGCCUGCUGAGGUUGUCAGCUACCCCCACUACUGUCAGUGUAACCACUGACCCUGUGAUUGAACAGAGUCGGAGAGAAAGCUUUACUACCAGUAGCAAAGGGAGUGUUACUGGGACUUUACCAGGAGUAGGUGGAGGAGCUGCUUUGGGUUCGGACUGUUCUGCCCCUGCCACGUCACCUGUGGCACCGGCAAAAGAGAUCCCCUGCAACGAAUGUUCUAGCUCAUUUUCCAGUUUACAAAAAUACAUGGAGCAUCACUGCCCCAAUGCCCGCUUGCCUACAACCGGAGGUCAUGAAGAGGGUGAGGAGAGGGAUACGAUGGUGGGUGAGGAGAGUGAUGAGGAGGUAGAGCAUGACAGAGGUGCUGCAGAUGUGGGUGAACUGAACAGCGAAAUGGAAGAUGAGAGUGAUGUGGAGAACCUGUGUGGUGAGAUCAUCUACCAGCCAGAUGGCUCCGCCUUUAUCGUGGAGGACACCAAAGAGCAGUGUGGCGACCAGGGAGGGCUCCCUGGGUCUCUCCAUUUCAGGGGGCUCCUUUCCUCCCAGCCCUUCAACAAUUCCCAGGCUAACAGUGGCCAAGGUGGCCUCAGCCCUGGGGAGGAGCCUCUCGACCAGCCCACUGCACCCAUGUCCUUCUACCCCCAGAUCAUCAACUCCUUCCACAUCGCCUCGUCUUUUGGGAAUAAAUCUCUAGCGGCCGACCACCCCUCCUUCCCAAAUACCUCACCUGGGGGGCUGGCGGGCGCUGGUCCCGUGUUGCACAGUUUCCGUGUUUAUGACCUCCGCCACAAGAAUGACAAAGACUAUCUUACGGGGGAUGGUGGAGCCAAAAACUCAUGUGUGUCCAAAGAUGUCCCCAACAAUGUGGACUUGUCCAAGUUCGAGGGCUGCGUGUCUGAUGGGCGACGAAAGCCUGUUUUGAUGUGUUUCCUGUGCAAACUGUCAUUUGGCUUCAGCCGUUCCUUUGUGACUCACGCUGUUCACGACCACCGAAUGACCCUGAAUGAGCAGGAGCAGAAGCUGCUAAGCAAUAAGCACGUCUCUGCCAUCAUCCAGGGCAUCGGCAAGGACAAAGAACCUCUUAUAAGCUUUCUGGAACCAAAAAAAACCCCCAAUUCUGUGCUACCCCAUUUUCCCACACCUGCCAACUUUUUCGGGCCAGACACUGGGCUCCGUGGCUUGUGGAAUGCCUUCCACACAAGUGGGGAGAAUGCAGAUUCUCUUCAGGCAGGAUUUGCUUUUUUGAAGGGCAGUGCCAGCAGCUCCUCCAAUGACCAAACCCCAAGAAACCAAACCAUGCCAAAGGCCGAGACCAACCCAAACCUCGGGGGAGGGGCUGGUGCCCACAAAACCUCCAGUGGGAUUUCUACUGCUGCCUCUGGUGGCAACCUGGAGGGUCGGAACUCUGAGAGUGACUGUAAGGGCCACAGUAGGGACACAUGCACUUUGCAACCCAAUGGGCUGGACCUGAGCCAGUACCCGCCCAUUAAGCGGGAGCCUGGUGCAGUGAGAGGAGAGAGUCCAGUGCAGGAUGAGGACGAAUUCUCGAACAGUGGGGGAGUAGAAAUGGAGGCUGACGCAGAGGAAGAGCAGACGAUGGACGGCAAACAGGCUGACAGCAACAGUAGCAAAGAUUUCCCUCUCUUAAACCAAAGUAUUUCCCCCCUUUCCAACAGUGUGCUAAUGUUUAACAGUAACAGCAAAGGCCCUACGUCCACCUCCUCUUCCUCCUUGCCUGGUUGUGAGAAACUGGAUAUGGAAAGAAGCCGGCUGUCUGCCACCCUGGCAGCCACCAGGGAGCGGGAAAGCAGCAAUGACUCGACAAAUGAAACCCAAACAGGUCGUGAUGGGUCAUCACCGCCCUCCCACCCGCUUGACAUGAUUUUGUUGCGUCGGGAUGAUGAGAGUCCAGGACCUCUUCUAUCACAUACAGGGAAUAUCAGUACGCCUGGAACGCCAGGUACGCCAGGGACCCCGGGCCCGGGUGAAGGAUCACCAGGCAGUGGAGUUGAGUGUCCAAAGUGUGACACUGUCUUGGGGUCCUCGCGGUCUCUUGGGGGGCAUAUGACGAUGAUGCAUUCCCGUAAUUCCUGCAAGACACUGAAGUGCCCCAAGUGUAACUGGCACUACAAGUAUCAGCAGACACUGGAUGCCCAUAUGAAGGAAAAGCAUCCAGAAUCAGGAGGAUCAUGUGUUUACUGCCGUACAGGACAGCCUCACCCUCGCUUAGCAAGAGGUGAAAGCUACACCUGUGGAUACAAGCCUUUCCGCUGUGAGGUAUGCAAUUACUCAACUACCACCAAAGGCAACCUUAGCAUUCAUAUGCAGUCUGACAAGCAUCUAAACAACGUACAAACGCUGCAGAAUGGAGGAAGUGAGGCACAAUACAACCACAACCAUGCCAGCGCGGUGCCCAGUGCGAGCCUUGGAGGAGGCUGCGGUGCGCCCUCGCCAUCCAAGCCCAAACAGAAACCCACUUGGCGCUGCGAGGUAUGUGACUACGAGACCAAUGUGGCACGGAACCUGCGAAUCCACAUGACCAGUGAGAAGCACAUGCACAACAUGAUGCUGCUACAACAGAACAUGAAGCAGAUCCAACACAGCCUCCAUCUCGGGCUGGCCCCAGCUGAGGCAGAGCUGUACCAGUACUACCUGGCCCAAAACAUGGGACUCGCUGGUGUCAAACUGGAGAACCCAGCUGGCGGCAGUGGCCCAGAUGCUCAGAUGAUGAUUAACCCAUUCCAGCUAGAUCCUGCAACAGCCAGUGCUCUUGGAUCUGGUCUAGUGAACAGUGACCUCUCAGCGGAGUUGCGUCUCGCCACUGGUCAACUUAUGGCCGAUGACCUAUCGCUGGUGUCCUCAGGUGCAAUGGGUGGCGUCCCUUCGUCGGACCCUUCCCUUGGCUCCUUGUCGCCCCCCAUUAGUGACCCCUUGCUGCGUCUGUACCAGUGUGCUGUGUGCAACUGCUACUCCACCGACAGCCUGGAGGCUCUCAACACUCAUGUGAACGCAGAGCGCUCUUUGCCCGAAGAGGAGUGGCGCUGUGUGGUCGGCGACGUCUACCAGUGCAAGCUGUGCAGCUACAACACGCAGCUUAAGGCCAACUUUCAGCUGCACUGCAAGACGGACAAGCACAUGCAGAAGCACCAGCUGGUGGCCCACAUCAAGGAGGGAGGCAAAGCCAACCAGUGGAGAUUAAAGUGUGUGGCCAUUGGCAACCCUGUGCACCUCAAGUGCAAUGCCUGUGACUAUUACAGCAAUAGUGUGGAUAAACUGAGGCUACAUGCCACCAACCAGCGGCAUGAAGCUUCCAUCCGCCUCUACAAGCACUUGCACAAGCAGGACAGCGCCUUCAGUCCGGAGUCGUGCGUCUAUUACUGCACGCUGUGUGACUACUCCACCAAGGCCCGACUCAACUUGGUGCAGCACGCUCGCUCAGCUCGCCACCAGCAGAACGAAGGACUGAGGAAGCUUCAGCUGCACCAGCAAGGCCUGAGGGACGAGGAUGGACUGAGCUUCCAUGACCUGUUCCAAGUCAAAGAGUGUCCUUCCAACCAAGAAGACACUGCUGAGGAUGGCGAGAGACCCCCUUGCUCCUCCUCCAGAUCUUCCUCUCUCAACCACAGUGACCGAGAGUUGAUUGACGGCCGAAGACCUGACAGAGUGAAUGCCACAUCCAAAGACGCCUCUGGACCCAAUGUGAUGGGCAAACACUCUCUUUCACAUGAUCGCCAGAUGGAAAGUCCACCCAAGAGGCCCAAGUCUGCGGAAGGGAAGACCUCCUCCAACGAUCUGGUUCAACAGUGUCCUUAUUGCAACUACAGCAGUAAAGAUGCUAACCGCAUGCAGCUCCAUGUGAUGUCUCAACAUUCCAUGCAGCCAGUGAUCCGCUGCCCACUGUGCCAGGAUGUUCUGAGCAACAAGAUUCACCUGCAGCUGCACCUCACUCACCUUCACAGCGUGGCACCAGACUGUGUGGAGAAGCUGAUUAUGACGGUUGUUGGACCUGACGCACCAACACCAAAUAACGUAAUGCAUUCCCAAACUGGACAUGACAAAGGACUUUCCACUGCGGAUUCGUCCGCUUCCCCCGUUGAUGGCUCCGGGAAAUCCCAAGGAAACGCCUUAAAAGAUGAGCAAGACAAGAACGAAAUGGACCUCCAGAGUGAAGAGCUCAAGCCCCCUAAGGAGGCAUCAGAAGCCCCAGACUGGAAAAGAGCCAGUGGAUUAGGACAAGACUGCAAGUCACCAGAUACUUUGCAGGAGCAUAUCAGCGAGCUUCAAAAGCUCCAGCAGCAGCAGCAGCAGCUGUCUGUAUCUGAUCGUCACGUCUACAAGUAUCGCUGCAACCACUGCAGUCUCGCCUUCAAGACCAUGCAGAAGCUUCAGAUACAUUCCCAGUAUCACGCCAUCCGCGCGGCUACGAUGUGCAGCCUCUGUCAGCGCAGCUUCAGGACAUUCCUGGCCCUCAGGAAACACUUAGAAAAUGGACAUCCAGAACUAAGUGAAGCUGAGGUGCAGCAACUCAUUGGAAAUCUCCCAAUUAAUGGAGACAUCACUGAGAGUGAAGCCAGGGCUUUGGAGGAAGCGCAGGCCUUUGAGAAUGACUUGGACAAAGAUGACGAAAUGGAUCAGGAAGAGAAGCCCAGCCCAACAGGAAGUGACAGCAGCUCUCUGAUGGAUGACAUGGGGGCAGAACCAAAACGUACUCUGCCAUUUAGGAAAGGACCCAACUUUACAAUGGAGAAGUUUUUGGACCCAUCUCGACCCUACAAGUGCACAGUGUGCAAGGAGUCUUUUACUCAGAAAAAUAUACUCCUGGUCCACUAUAAUUCAGUGUCUCAUCUUCAUAAGUUGAAAAAAGUGCUGCAAGAGGCCUCAAGUCCAGUCCCACAAGAGACAGGAAACAAUAUCGACAACAAGCCAUUUAAAUGCAACAUUUGCAAUGUUGCUUACAGCCAAAGCUCUACACUUGAAAUUCACAUGAGGUCAGUGCUCCACCAGACCAAAGCCAGAACAGCCAAAACUGAGACGAGUAGCAGCACCAGUAUCUCCAGCAGUAGUGGUCCAGCGAAAAGUCCUGCUCCAAGCACACAGGGGAACAGCUCAGACACUGCGAGAAGUGGAACGCCCUCUGCUAACAAAGAAAACAGUACAGACCAAAAAGAAGCCAACAACUCAAAACAAGCGUUAGCUUCUGAUCAUGUUACAGCACAAACAAAUACUCAUCAGUCAGCACAGUCCUCAGCCCAAUUGCAAAUGCAGCUUCAGCAUGAGCUCCAGCAGCAAGCGGCUUUCUUUCAGCCACAGUUUCUCAAUCCAGCAUUCUUUCCCCAUUUCCCAAUGACUCCAGAGGCAUUGCUACAAUUUCAGCAGCCACAGUUCCUCUUCCCCUUCUACAUCCCAGGCGCAGAGUUUAAUCUCAGCCCGGAACUUGCGCUGCAUUCAGCAGCAGCCUUUGGAAUGCCCGGUCUGACUGGUUCAUUUCUAGAAGACUUGAAGCAGCAGAUGCAGCAGCAGCAUCAGCUGCAGGCCCAGCAGCAGGCUCAACAUCAGCAACUGUCUCAGACUCAAUCCCAGAUCCAGCAGCAGAAGAACCAACAGCUUCUUAACCAAAAAGCCAAGCUGGAAUCAACCUCUGUCCCAGUAUCUGACAUCCAGAUGUCAAGAGAGGCUGAAGAGCAUUUUGAAAAACAUGAAAGCAAGUCCAAGAUGGAAAACGGCUGUGAUGUCAUCAUUGAUGGGACGAAAGACAACAAAGACAUAAAGAAGUCUAAGUUCUCUGAGCCACUAAUUCCCCCACCACGCAUAGUGUCAGGUGCAAGGGGCAAUGCAGCCAAAGCGCUGUUGGAGAAUUUUGGAUUUGAACUGGUUAUCCAGUAUAACGAAAAUCGACAGAAAAACCAGAAGAAACACAAAGAUGGAGGUGAACAAGUGGAAAUGAGCACAGACAAACUUGAGUGCGGAAUGUGCGGGAAGCUGUUCUCAAAUAUGCUCAUCCUCAAAAGCCACCAGGAGCAUGUGCACAGUCAGUUUUUCCCGUAUGGUGAGCUUGAGAAAUUUGCCCAACAAUACAGAGAGGCAUACGACAAACUUUAUCCAAUAAACCCUGCUUCUCCUGAGACCCCACCUCCACCACCACCGCCGCCACCACCUCCUCCGCCACCUGCUCCUACCCAGGUGACAGUAUCACAGCCAUCUACUCCUACAACAACCAAGUCCCAAACUCCAACGCCUUCUCCUGUUCCUGUGAGUCAUCAGACUACACACCAGACAAGUCAUCAGGCUGUGCCACCAUCAACACCGCAGCCGCAGCCACCUCCCCAACAACCCACUGCCCCUCCAGCGCCCCCUCAAGUGCCACUCCAAGUUCCUUUGGAUCUACCGCUAUUCCCGCCCUUAAUGAUGCAGUCUGUUCAGCACCCGGGGUUGCCUCCUCAGCUUGCCCUUCAGUUGCCUACGAUGGACUCUCUUUCAACUGACCUUACGCAGCUUUGUCAACAACAACUAGGUCUUGACCCCAAUUUUCUUCGGCAGUCCCAGUUCAAGCGUCCGCGCACACGCAUCACUGAUGACCAGCUGAAAAUCCUGCGGGCCAAUUUUGACAUCAACAAUUCCCCGAACGAAGAGCAAAUUCAAGAGAUGUCCGAAAAGUCUGGCUUGCCCCAAAAAGUCAUAAAGCACUGGUUCCGCAACACGCUCUUCAAGGAGAGGCAGCGGAGCAAAGAUUCUCCUUACAAUUUUAAUAUCCCGCCCAUUACAACCCUCGAGGAUAUUAGAUUGGAGUCUCAGCUUGGUACGCAUGAGUACUACAGGUCUGACUCUGCUAUCAACAAGAGAUCUUCCCGGACGAGAUUCACUGAUUAUCAGUUGAGGGUACUACAAGAUUUCUUUGACACGAAUGCCUACCCAAAAGAUGAUGAAAUUGAGCAACUUUCAACUGUGCUCAACCUACCGACACGCGUCAUCGUUGUGUGGUUUCAAAACGCAAGGCAAAAAGCUCGUAAAAGCUACGAGAAUCAGGCUGAUGCUAAGGACAGUGAGAAAAAGGAGCUGACCAAUGAGCGCUACAUAAGAACGAGCAACAUGCAGUACCAGUGUAAAAAAUGCAACAUUGUGUUCCCUCGAAUCUUUGAUCUGAUCACUCACCAGAAGAAACAAUGUUACAAAGAUGAAGAUGAAGAGGGUAAUGAAGAAAACUCAUGCGAAGACUACAUGGAUUCUGUGGACCAAUGCCAAGCUAAGAGCAGCCAUCUGACCUUUGACCCAUCCAAGCAUCCCCAGGGGACUGCAACAAGCUCUGGCUCAAGCUCCCCAGUCUCCUCCUCUCCUCUUCCCAGCCUGGGCAAAAUCUCCCCCAAACCUGAAGCUGAAACCGAACCCAAACAAACCGAGACUGCUCCCUCACCAGUUGUGAAGUCAUUGCCAGAACCGAGACCAUCAAAAGCUUGUACGCCUCAGCCACCACCUCAGAAAACCCCUCAGCCACAAAUGUCACGACCUCAUUCCCAACCCCAGGCAGCUGCAGUGCCGUCAAGCCCCCUCUCGCUCGCACUUUCCUCACUGACAAACAGCCUGCCCCACCAAAUGCUACAGUAUCAAUGUGACCAAUGUAAGAUUGCAUUCCCGACCGUGGAACUGUGGCAGGAGCACCAGCACAUGCAUUUCUUGGCCGCCCAAAACCAGUUUCUUCAUUCUCAGUUCCUUGAAAGGCCCAUAGAUAUGCCCUACAUGAUUUUCGACCCCAACAACCCGCUAAUGGCCAGUCAGCUACUGUCUGGAGGUCUCUCCCAAAUCCACUCUCAGGGAAGCUCUGGUCUGACAUCUGCUGUUGGGUCAGGGUCAAUGAAGAGAAAAAUGGAUGACAAGGACGAAGGUGGAAAUGACAAAGAUGGAGGAAAUAGUGCAGAAGAACAACACAGAGAUAAACGCUUAAGAACCACCAUCACACCAGAACAGCUUGAGAUUCUAUACGACAAGUACCUCCUUGAUUCCAACCCAACAAGGAAGAUGUUGGAUCACAUCGCGAGAGAGGUUGGUUUGAAAAAAAGAGUCGUACAAGUCUGGUUUCAAAACACUCGAGCUCGAGAGAGAAAGGGACAGUUUAGGGCAAUAGGGCCCACCCAGUCCCACAAGAAAUGUCCCUUUUGCCGUGCACUGUUCAAGGCGAAAUCAGCUCUAGAUAGUCACAUCAGAUCUAGACACUGGCAUGAAGCAAAGCAAGCAGGCUUCAGCUUACCACCAAGCCCGAUGAUGACUCAAGACAAUGAAAGAGGUGAAAGCCCAAAGUUCAAUUUCUUUGACUUCACCCAGCUGCCUACCAAGACUGAGCCGAACGAGUAUGAGCUGCCCACAGCAUCUUCAACUCCAGUAAAAACAUCUGAGGCGCAGAUAAAAAACUUCUUAAGCCCUUCAUCCUUAAAAGCUGAAAAUUGUGAUGAAACUGAAGGGCCUAAUGUAAAUUCAGCAGAAGCAUCUUACGAACUGAGCAAAGUGGACUUCGAUGAGACGUCGUCCAUUAACACUGCGAUCAGCGAUGCUACAACUGGAGACGAGGGGAACAACAACGAAGUUGAGAGCUUCACAGCAAAUGCGAUGGAUAAACUCUCUGACUCCAAGCCUAAUAUGGGGACAAACUCUGAUGGUGGAAAUGAGAGGUUCCAAUUCAGCAUGGUCAGUCCGGCUCUGAGCUUCUCUGGGAAAGACUGUGACUCGUACUACAGCUCCAGAGAUGAUGACAUGGACGAGAACAAUGACCGGAGUGAGUCAUCAAGCCUGGCGGAUCCCAGCUCCCCAAGUCCAUUUGGUGCAGGUAACCCUUUCAACAAGUCUGCCAAAGGAAGCAGUUCUGGGGACAGGCCGGGCCACAAGCGGUUCAGGACCCAGAUGAGUAACUUGCAACUUAAAGUCCUAAAGGCUUGUUUCAGCGACUAUCGCACUCCCACAAUGCAAGAGUGUGAGAUGCUGGGCAAUGAAAUUGGGCUGCCAAAGCGUGUUGUCCAAGUGUGGUUCCAGAACGCCAGGGCGAAAGAAAAGAAAUUCAAGAUCAACAUUGGAAAGCCAUUCAUGAUCAGUCAAGGCUCACCGGAAGGGCCUCGGCCUGAGUGUACUUUGUGUGGUGUAAAGUACACUGCACGCAUGUCCAUCCGAGACCAUAUCUUUUCCAAACAGCACAUCACCAAAGUGCAAGAAACCCUGGGGAACCAGGUAGACAGAGAAAAGGACUACCUAGCACCAACCACUGUUCGACAGCUAAUGGCACAGCAAGAGCUGGACCGCAUGAAGAAAGCUGGUGAGGGACUGGGCCUGCCUGGCCAGCAGCAGCAGAAUGCAGUGGACAACAAUAAUGCACUUCAUGGCCUUAGCCUGCCCUCAGGCUACCCAGGGAUAUCUGGCCUCCCGCCAGUGCUUCUUCCUGGGGUCAAUGGGCCAUCAUCACUUCCUGUUUUUCCACCCAACACACCUGCUUUAGCGUCUCCCGGUGCUGGCAUGCUUGGGUUCCCUACACCAGCCACCCCAUCUCCUGCCAUGUCUCUCAGCACUACCCCAACCAAGACUCUUCUGCAGACUCCUCCUCCUCCUCCACCUCCUCCUCCUCCUCCUGUCCCCUCCACACCUAUGGCAGCAGUAAACCAUACAGAGCAGCAAGCUAAAGACCCAGAGAGGGACACCAGUAAGAAACCAGGAGACAAGCCAACUCAGAUGAAGGCAAAGUGCAGCGAGAAUGAGAGCAGCCAAUGUUCAGACACCAUCAGCAUGGCCAAGAAAAGGGAGAAACAGGCUGCAGGCAAGCCAGGAAUUGAAGCUGCUCUGGAUAAUAACCAACUGCAGGCUCUUCAGAAUGCUCUUGCUGCUGGGGAUCCCAGUUCGUUCUUAGGAGGGCAGUUCUUGCCCUAUUUCCUCCCUGGGUUUCCCAAUUGCUUCUCUCCUCAGCUUCCCAGAGGGGUCCAAGCAGGAGGAUACUUCCCACCACUUUGUGGAAUGGAGAACAUGUUUCCAUAUGGUCCAGCAUCUGUCCCGCAAGCUGCCAUGGCUGCUGGUCUCUCUCCAACCGCUCUCCUGCAGCAGUAUCAACAGUACCAGCAAUCGCUGCAAGAUUCACUGCAGAAGCAGCAGCAGAAGCAGCUUGAGCAACAGCAGAAGCAGCAGCAGCCACAACAGCAGAAAGCAGCCCCUGUGAAGACAACCACCCCCAGCGCUACCACCAACACCUUUAAACCAAAAGAGGCGAUUGACGCUAACGACAAAACCAACACAGGCUCUUCAACCGAAAGCACAAAGGAAGAACCGAAAACAGAUACCAAAAGUACCAUGGAUUUUCCAGAUGCUUUUAUUGUGCCGUCAGUCAAGCAUGAGUUUAUAUGCAGGAAGUGCCAGAUGAUUUUUGCUGACGAAGAUUCAGUGGUGCGUCAUCAAAAGUCCCUCUGUUACUUUGGACAUCCUUUUACUGACCUGCAAGAGACGGUGCUUCGGAAGGCAGUCAGUAACUACACUUGUGUUGCCUGCAAUGUGGUUGUUAUUGGGAAUGAAGCACUUGGCCAACAUCUUCAGUCGAGCUUGCACAAAGAGAAAACAAUCAAACAAGCAAUGAGAAAUGCCAAAGAGCAUACUAGAUUAUUACCUCACUCUGUCUGCUCCCCUAGUCCUAACACCACAUCUACCUCGCAGUCUGCAGCUUCUUCUAAUAACACCUUUCCUCAUCUCUCUCGCUUGUCCAUGAAGUCCUGGCCAAACGUCCUGUUCCAGGCCACCACAGCCCGGAAAGCUGCUUCCUCCUCCCCGUCUGCCUCUCCUCCUCCCCCCCUUUCCUCACCUUCAACGGUUACCUCAACUUCCUGCAGCACCUCAGGGGUUCCAACUUCACUACCCACCGAGAGUUGUUCAGAUGAGUCUGACAAUGAGCUAAGCCAGAAGCUGGAGGACUUAGAUAACGCGUUGGAAGUCAAGGCGAAGCCGGCCUCUGGCCUAGACGCAAACUUCAGUAGUAUCAGAAUGGAUAUGUUCAGUGUGUAGGAGUGACAAAAGGAUCCCUUGCUUAAAGAAAAAAAUAAGACUUUUUAAACUGCAGUUCCAAAGUUUCUCUUAACCCAAAAAAUUACAGUACCAAAUGAUUGACUCAGGAUUGUUUUUCCCAUAUUGAUAUGCUGGCAAGAUAUUGAUUGAUUUUUGUUAUGGACAGAACUGUUGCAGAUGCUUGACUGAGCUUAUAUUGUAUACAAAAAUGGAGUAGGAAAAAUCCCACAGGCUCCCUCUGCGGGGCUUGUUUCAAGCCAAAAACUCUCACGAUAGCAAAUUGCACCUCAGCUGGAUUGUUUUCCAAAUGCUAGCAUGUACUGUAUGGGAUGACGAUCCAGAACCCUCAAAGAGAAUCUCUCUUAGUUUAGAUAGGUGUAAUUCAGUAGCUUUAAAUUCUCAGGUCAGAACAUACAUUUCUCAUUUGUUAAAGCAGCAACAAGCCUGGGUACACUUGGCUUAUAACCAAAACAUGUCAAGCUUUAUUGAACGCAUUUCCUUGGUGUGUAUAGAUUACCAAGAGACAAUAUAACUGUUACAAUGGACAAUGUGCAUAUCCUUUCAGUUUUGCCCUAAAAAAGAAAGACCGUACGGUUUUGCCAUUUAGGGAAUUUAGAAUGCAGAAGUAAAUGUGUAAGAUGCCCCUGUGUUUGCCAGUUUGUAUUACAGCAAACUAUCUAUUUCUCAGCCCCCUUUUUUUCAUGUAGUGUAUACUAAUCUGUGCCAACUCUUACCUUCUCACUUUUACCUCUGCUCACACCCUUUUCUGAAGAGGUAAUAACUCUAGUUUUGAUAGACUCGGAUUAUGUGAAUAUAACAUUUUUCAUUUGUGAAAUGCUGUACUGUUACGGUACCUGCUUGUGUCUGGACUAUAGUGCACUUAUUUUGUUUUAAUUUUGUCUUUACAUCAUUUGAGUAGGCCAUUUGUUAAUUUAAUAGAUAUUGUUUUCUGUUUGUUUGUAUGUAUGUUUGUAUUUUAAUUAUAUUAUUAUUUUUUUUUUUUGUCGACAGCAGCAUAUUGGUCCAUAUAUGUUACAGGAGUGAUGCCUAAUAAACUAGAGAUCUAUUUAACAAUUGGUGCAUCCAAGAAAGCAGUACUGUAUACUUGAAACUGUUCACGUACAAGUUGGUCGCAGAGUUGGAAAAAAAAAAAAAAAGAAAGAAAGAAAGAAAUCGGAAUGACCAUUCACUAUUUGUUUUGCUAAUAUGCUGCUUUAAAGGGGGGCAACAACAUUUUUGUUGUAUAUUAGACCAUUUUAUGUGCUUAAAUCAGUGUUACCAAUAUGCUGCCAUUAAGUGCAGGUUAGAUCUGGUCCUCCCAUCGAUUCUCUGGGCACUUCUGAUGAUCUACCAUUCAAGUUACCAUUUUUCCACCACGUGAUUUCAACAUUGCAAAGUAUUACCUUACAAAGUUUGCUGCUACUGUGUUCAAUUGUUUUUGCCUGCCAUCAAUUCUUGCAAACCAGAAAAGAAAAAAACCUGAUACAUCAAUCGCUUUGUUUUGCUUUGCUAUUUUGUUUGUUAUUUUGCUGUGCAACUGAGAAUGUGAAAGCUGUCAAAGGGUGUUCAAUUUCUUCUUUUUCUUCUUCACGAAUCACUUUCUAAUUUGGUAAUCGAAACCAACGUGAUUCAUUCCAAAGUAACAGGCUAUUUGUAUGAAAGAAUAGGCUCUUGUGAACAAAGAAAGCAAAGCUGUUGUACAUAUUCAUAGUUGGCUGUGCAUGGUACAAAUUUAUUAAUAUGAAGAAAUGCAAAAAUGUAUUGCUUUUGGUAUUUCCUAUUCUGAGAUGAGCAAGUAGCAUGUAAUGCAACUGUUUGACAGGUUAAAUCAGACCAUGCUUUGUUAUUGUUUCAAACAAUGAAACCAAGUUACAUUUCCAAUUUUUGUUUUAUUAUUGUAAAGUGUUUUCUUUUCAAAGAUUUAAAGCAAACUGUCAGUUUUAAUUUUCUGUGUGAGCGUUUUUUUUUGUUUUUUUUUAAUGUCAUUAUUUGGAUUUUCAGUGUUUUUUUCUUUUAUCCUGAAGACACUUUUCGAUUGUGUUUCAUAAGAGACAUCCUGGCCUCCCAAGGUGCAAUUCUGCCAUUGUACAAACAUGAGCGACUGUCCUGAUUCCAAAGGCUUUCACAACUCUGGCUUUUUGCCUUUCCCUACUCUGUGGCUCAGCAUUACAAGACUGAACUUCUCUGCUGGCAUCACCUGCUAAGAUGUUAGCAUCAGACAGAACGCUUUCCACACUAUGGACUGGUAAAUGCUAACAAAACCAACAAAAAGGAUGGUCCAACAAUAUAACUGUACAUAUAUAUUGCAACUGCACAGCAGCCAAAAACAAAACAAAAAAAACAAAAAAAAACAAAACAAAAAAAAAAACACAAAAAAAAACAAAAAACAUUUUUUUUAAAAAUGGAUGGAUUGUGUCAUGUUCAUGGGGACAGCCUUCAAAAGGUUGAAAUUGGAAUUGCUCUUCUUGGAUGUCAAAGGGAUUUUCAUGGCGCAAUCAUAUCCUCCACAGUAUGUACUCUUCAACAUCUGGGUUACAUAGGAAAUGCACCCUGAGGUUUUAAUAAGAAGAAGCCCCUAUGGCUAAAACUUUAAAUAAACUAAACCAAAAAUGUUAUUGAUGUUUUAUAUAUAGAGAGUAGUCGCAUUAGUUUUUGUUACUGUACUGUUCGAGGUAUCAACUGUACCGUACCACGGUAAUAACAUGGUUUUGAAACCUUUUUUUUUUUUUUUAUUUUGUCACAGACCUGUUGUCAUAGUUGAAAUGACGUUUAUUGUAGAUGGUAUUUGAACAACUUCUGGAAAUAGUUCAUCAAGUAUGUUUGUUGCUCAUUGUUGUGAUACAUUAAAAACUGUAUCUGCAAA